UUAGUCGCCCAAUGCCCCGUGUUUCGCCACCUUUUAUUCUCAUUGGCAGGCAACUGUGAAGGGAAUUCUCCAGGGUUCUUUAUUUGUCCUGCCGCUGCCGGGCAGAUCUCCAGCUUGCAGUUUGACACCUCAGCUGCCUACAGCCACACCCUCACGUGCUCCUAUUUCUGCGCGCACUCCGGUCGCGUCAAUCUGCUCUUUUCAGGCCCAUUAAGCGCUCUAGGACAGCUACCAGAAUAUUAUAUGCUCCUGAUAUAAAGAAGAGGACACUAGGACCAUCAACUAUUGCAUUGUGUCUCAACUAAAGUGGACCCUGACCCGAUGGACCGUCUUCCCGACAAGCUGCCCUUCUCCAAGCGGCGCUUGAAGCAGCGGGUCAUUCUCUCAUAUAUAUUUGACUAUGUUAUCCUUAUUGCGUGUAUUGGAGGCUUCUAUGUUCUCGAUUCCAUUGAGCCGUUUCACCAGCACUUUUCAUUGCGAAACAUUUCCAUUCAAUAUCCCUAUGCUGUCCACGAACAUAUAACCAUCCAGGAAGCUCUCUGUAUCUCCGGCCUCGCGCCUCUAAUCAUUAUUAUCGUCUUUACGCUGUUUAUCGACGGGCUCUUCUCUCAUCAUAAAACACAGCAUCCGGUGUCCGGGAAGAGGAAUUUCACGGGUCCGUACCGGUGGAAGGAUCGGCUGUGGGAGCUCAAUUGUGGUAUCCUGGGGCUCUUGCUUUCACAAGGGUUGACUUUUGUCAUUACUCAGGUGUUGAAAAAUGCUUGUGGGAAACCCAGACCUGACUUUAUCGAUCGGUGUCAGCCUCGCGCAGGAAGUGAGGACGCAAUACCUGGACUGUCGAACUCUACCAUCUGUACGGGUGACCAUGCGUUGAUUAAAGACGGCUUUCGUUCGUGGCCUUCAGGACAUAGUAGCUCAUCAUUUGCUGGGUUAUUCUACCUGUCACUCUGGCUGAGUGGAAAGCUGCAUAUCAUGGAUAACCGAGGCGAAGCCUGGAAGACACUAUUGGUUAUGAUCCCUUGUCUUGCAGCGACACUUGUUGCGGUGACCCGUAUUAUGGAUGCAAGGCACCACCCUUUCGAUGUCAUCAGUGGAUCGCUCCUCGGGAUCAUCUGCGCCUGUAUCUCCUACCGUCAGUAUUUCCCUUCUCUCAGCGAGCCCUGGAAGAAGGGACGCGCAUAUCCCAUUCGGACGUGGGGCAGGGAGCCGGUGCCACCCGCCGAUCCCGUUCCUCUGGCGGGUACCGAUGGAAGCACUGCCGCUCUGAGAAAUAUCGAGGAAGAGCGAUUGCACCAAGGCACCCAGCGGACGGCGACGGAUGAUGCUCCCGCUGGGCCCUUAUUCCUACCGGAAUCGAAUCCCUACGCUACGAAUGUGUACAACUAUCGGAGACACGACGAGGACGGGGCGUGGUCAUCUUCCAGUGAGGAUGUUGCUGGUGGUUAUGAAAUGCAACCUGGAUACACGCGGACACAGAAUUCGGCGCUGGGUGAGCCCUCGUCGCGAUACGACAUUGACACGGCAUACCGCUCCCAAACACCACAGGUCGUACUUGGAGCCACCACUGCCCACGCGCCAUCGGGGGCAGUAGUAGCUCCCCCGGACAGAGGACGGGAUCUGACAGACAUGCAAUAUCGCGAAGCCUGAGUCAUGAUUUUGGAACGCUUGGAUAUGAGUGUACGGAGUUCUUGUUGCCAGUUCAUAGAUUUGUUUCGUCGCAUCUAGAUCUUUGGAUAGUGGAUCUAUCUUGAAACGGGGCGGGCCUACUGAAGUUGAAGAAAUUGCGGUAGAAUAGGCCGUUGUACUCACUCACCGUGCAGAGAGACAGUUGCACGUCUUCAUAUUUCUCUCCUUGCUUCUGCUAUUAUUA
Molecule: messenger RNA, 1870 nt
Organism: Aspergillus ibericus CBS 121593
Lineage: Eukaryota; Fungi; Ascomycota; Eurotiomycetes; Eurotiales; Aspergillaceae
Product: phosphatase PAP2 family protein
Exons: 5
Coding region: 322-1647 (441 amino acids)
Biological process (GO): phospholipid metabolic process
Molecular function (GO): phosphatidate phosphatase activity
Source: RefSeq, a predicted model, not a curated record